GUUGACCAGAAUAAACACCUUUAGAAUCACAGUCAAAAUGCUGCCGAGAACACUUACAAAUUUUACCAGGAUAAACUCUAUAUUUUGCUCGUCAAAUAAACAUAUAUUGCUCAAAAAUGUAGCGGCUGUAAAUAAGGAUUGGUCUCGGAUGUCUUCAUUUCGAUCAUCAGAACCAGUAGGCGAUAUCAAUCAGUUUCCGCAGGUUGAAAUCGUUAAAAAUCCUCCUGAAUGGAAGUAUGUGGAACGAAUCAUAGCACCCCGUGUUGUUCCAAUCCCUACUGCCAAAGAGGAAUAUCCCUCGGGUUGGAAACCUCCCAAUCCUAAGCCGGAUCUAAAAUAUUUCGUUGCCCGAACCAAAAACUACAUGCUUCCUGUGUAUUUGCGUCGAACUUUUCGCGGUCAACGGAUUGUGACUGCUGUGAGGCGAGUUGACGGUGAUAUUUGGUUGCUGGAAGCCGAAUUGAGGUACUUGAUAGAAAAAAAACUAAAUAAACCUAUAAUAACACGAGUUAACGAAAUGAAUGGUAUCAUUGAGUUAAAAGGCGAUUUUGUUACGAUUGUUGAACAAUUUCUUCUGGAUAAAGGUCUAUAAUUUUUUGUUCCAACCGGUUAAUUUAGGUAUUGGUAGAGUUCAAUAAAAACAAG
Sabethes cyaneus is the source of this 645-nucleotide messenger RNA. It is a transcript of the gene mRpL49, whose product is annotated as probable 39S ribosomal protein L49, mitochondrial. Gene Ontology annotation, cellular component: mitochondrial large ribosomal subunit; ribosome. Gene Ontology annotation, molecular function: structural constituent of ribosome. The record is from RefSeq and is a predicted model, not a curated record. Bases 38 to 592 code for a protein of 184 amino acids. NCBI's taxonomy places the organism in Eukaryota, Metazoa, Arthropoda, Insecta, Diptera, Culicidae. The transcript has 2 exons. Gene Ontology annotation, biological process: translation.